This is a messenger RNA of Entelurus aequoreus (snake pipefish), 3128 nucleotides long. RefSeq names its product EYA transcriptional coactivator and phosphatase 1 (gene eya1). Gene Ontology annotation, molecular function: protein tyrosine phosphatase activity. Gene Ontology annotation, biological process: negative regulation of extrinsic apoptotic signaling pathway in absence of ligand; multicellular organism development; cell differentiation. The transcript has 18 exons. Gene Ontology annotation, cellular component: nucleus. Lineage: Eukaryota; Metazoa; Chordata; Actinopteri; Syngnathiformes; Syngnathidae. The coding region runs from base 732 to 2561 and encodes 609 amino acids. The record is from RefSeq and is a predicted model, not a curated record.
UUUGUGUUGCUCAGUAGCAGCGAGCGAGGCCUUGUAGUUGGAAUAGCAUUAAUAACGGUGGAUGUGACGACGGAAGACUUCCACUAGGCUCGGACAAAACACGGGGCCGUGUGGUAAUGGUGGCGGCCCUCGGGGGUCUUAGCGUCCCACUGAUACAAUCUGGAGAAGACCUGCUUGCUUAAAGCCGUGGGUGACAUAUAGGGAACAGCCCCACCUCCUUGUCCAUAGUCUACCAACUUUUCUGUCUUUUUUUUUUUUGCCACAACCUCCCUCUCUCUCCCUUUAGUCCAUUCCCUCCCUCUCUCUACCCCUUUCGGUCUCUCUCUCUCUCUCUCUCUCUCUCUCUCUCUCUCUCUCUCUCUCUCUCUCUCUCUCUCUCUCUCUCUCUCUCUUCUCUUGCUUUUUCCACCACUUCCUCACACACACACUGCCUGCAGCAGUAAUCGGACAACUCUCUUUUCCUCACUAUAGGACGGGGGUCUCCUGAGAUACAACAGCGCGGGGGCUCCGAUGGCUUCCAAAACGUAGAAUGAAAGAGAAAAAGGCCGUUUUCUAGUCCUACCAUGACAGACGCUCCGGAAGAACUUUUUUAAAGAAAGUCUGCAGUCCAAUUUACUGGACUGCUCACUUUCCGUAUUUUGUUUUUUUAGAUUUUUUAUUUUUUUGUGUGUGUGGUUUUUAAAGACGGGAGAAGGGAUAAAGACACACGGAUUCAACCAUAAUUGUAGUCUAUGGAAAUGCAGGAUUUAGCCAGUCCUCACAGCCGAGUAAGUGGAAGCAGUGAAUCUCCAACUGGUGCCAGCCUUGACAACUCCCACAUCAACAACAAUUCCAUGACACCCAAUGGCACUGAAGGUGACAGCCUCACAAUGCUUACCACAGCAGACUGGUUGUUAGGUUCUAACUCGCAGUCCGCCGCAGUUAAAAGCGAGCCAAUGAGCAGCAGCGAAAUAGUCGCCUCGGUACCAGACACCUCUCUGGACAGCUUCUCCGGAUCAGCUAUUGGGAGCAGUGGCUUCAGCCCAAGACAAACCCACCAGUUCUCUCCACAGAUUUACCCUUCCAACAGGACAUAUCCGCAUAUUCUUCCAACCCCUUCAUCCCAAAAUAUGGCGGCGUACGGGCAGACGCAGUACACCACAGGAAUGCAGCAGGCCGCAGCGUAUGCUAGCUACCCCCAACCUGGACAGCCUUACGGCAUCCCGGCUUAUGGCAUCAAGACGGAAGGUGGCCUCAGCCAGUCCCAGUCGCCGGGGCAGACCGGUUUCCUCAGCUACAGCUCCCAGUUUAGCACGCCACAGACGGGGCAGGCGCCUUACAGCUACCAGAUGCAAGGUGGUACUUUCACAACAACGUCAGGGUUGUACCCCGGAAACAACUCUUUAACGAACUCUGCAGGCUUCAACAGCACGCAACAGGAGUACCCGAGCUACCCAGCCUUCGGCCAGGGUCAGUACGCGCAGUAUUACAAUAGCUCGCCCUAUACUUCGCCCUACAUGACGAGUAACAACACCAGUCCCAGCACGCCCUCCACCACCACCACCUACACCCUCCAGGAGCCUCCUUCCGCCGUCACCAGUCAGGCCCUCACAGAGAACCCUGCAGGAGAGUACAGUACCAUCCACAGUCCAUCAACCCCCAUUAAAGAUUCAGAUUCGGAUCGAUUGCGCCGGGCCUCGGAUGGAAAGUCACGUGGCCGAGGGAGAAGGAACAACAACCCAUCACCGCCGCCCGACUCCGACCUUGAGCGAGUAUUCAUCUGGGACCUGGACGAAACAAUCAUCGUUUUCCAUUCCUUGCUCACGGGUUCUUACGCCAACAGAUAUGGACGGGAUCCACCAUCGUCAGUCUCAUUAGGACUACGGAUGGAAGAGAUGAUCUUCAACUUGGCCGACACGCAUUUAUUCUUCAACGACUUAGAGGAAUGUGACCAGGUACAUAUUGACGACGUCUCGUCGGAUGACAACGGUCAGGAUCUAAGUACAUACAACUUUGGCGCAGACGGCUUCCACGCGGCGGCGACGAGCGCCAACCUCUGCCUGGCCACAGGUGUGAGGGGAGGAGUGGACUGGAUGAGAAAGCUGGCGUUCCGUUACAGACGAGUGAAAGAAAUCUACACCACCUACAAAAAUAACGUCGGAGGUCUCCUGGGACCGGCCAAGAGGGAAGCCUGGUUGCAAUUGCGAGCAGAAAUUGAAGCCUUGACGGACUCCUGGUUAACACUGGCACUGAAAGCACUAACAUUAAUCCACUCAAGGUCGAAUUGUGUGAACAUCCUGGUCACCACCACGCAGCUCAUCCCCGCCCUGGCCAAGGUCCUGCUCUACGGGCUGGGCAUCGUCUUUCCUAUCGAAAAUAUUUAUAGCGCAACCAAAAUAGGUAAGGAGAGCUGCUUCGAGAGAGUCGUUCAAAGAUUCGGGAGGAAAGUUGUUUACAUCGUGGUCGGGGACGGCGUGGAAGAGGAGCAAGGCUCAAAAAAGCACAACAUGCCCUUCUGGAGGAUCUCCAGCCAUUCAGACCUCAUGGCCCUCCACCACGCUCUGGACCUGGAGUACUUGUAGCGCCGCCUCAUCGCCUAAAAACAACAACAAAAUUGCUGCGCUCCAGCUUAUUUCCGGAAUCCAUCCCAUCGCCGCUUGCUCGCAGACUUGUACCCUCCCCGCUGGUUCCAAGGGGGGGAAGGCAGGGGAAGGUGGUGUCUUGUCUUCCCAGGAAGAGGAACAAUCAAUGUGCUGACCUCAGGUCUCACUUUGUCUUAACGCUUUUUGUGAGUGGUGCCUUCUCCAGCCAUGUUACUGUGAAGGACACCUGUGAGGACGACUUACCGGUUUCUUAUUUAUGGACUUUGUGAGAAGGAACCUCCUCAGCAACAAGACUUUCCCAGCUGGAGGACUAAUGAUGGCUUUUCUAAUAAUUUAAGACUUUAUUUACAACGCUGAGACAAUCGUGUACAGAGGAUUUCUUUUUCUUUCUUUUUUUUGUGCGUGUGUAAAAGUUUGUAAUCACUGGACUAUUUCUUCCUUCCUUAUAUCCAUGUGCUCUUCUUGAACGGUGGCUUUUUUUAUGGAACAAAAAAAAAAAAAAAAGCUCGCAAAGUGUUGAUGUGUUCGAGGUUGUUCAGUAAAAAA